This is a messenger RNA of Penaeus chinensis, 856 nucleotides long. RefSeq lists its product as uncharacterized. The record is from RefSeq and is a predicted model, not a curated record. Bases 157 to 594 code for a protein of 145 amino acids. Gene Ontology annotation, cellular component: membrane. NCBI's taxonomy places the organism in Eukaryota, Metazoa, Arthropoda, Malacostraca, Decapoda, Penaeidae. The transcript has 4 exons.
GACAGUUGAAUCACUACGCUAGCUGUCCCUCCUCCUCUACAACUACCGUGAGUGUAACUAUCUUACAAUGUGUGAUUUCUACGCGUGUCACCAUUUGAAUGCACCUGGUGUAGAAGAAUCGACGGAAGAAUAUCUGAAGAUUCCGCCAGAGAUACGAUGGGCGUCGACUACAUCAAGAGUCCAUCGGGCAUCCUGAAGGUGGUGCAGAUACUAAUGGUGAUCAUUGCCUUCUCCGUGUACCGUGGCGCUCCAGGGUAUUUUGGAACCCUGACCCUUGAUGACGCGAAUGUGUUCGGCGGGAGCGUGCUCGUGACGGCGCUCAUAAUCACCCCCAUCCUACUGGCCGUUAAACUUCUGCACGAGAACCAACCGAAGAACUUCUUGGAGGUAAUCGUCAACUUUGUGCUCGGACUCCUGCUGCUGGCCGCCGGGUCGGAAGCCAUCAACACUUGGUCGGGAGUAGGAGUUUUUCCUAAAAUUCGGGAUGCGUCCUUGGCUACGGGCUGUUUCUGUCUCUUCGCCUCCUUCGCCUACUUCGGAAACGUUGCACUCAACGUCCUUGAACUCAGGAGCGCCGGCGAUGAUUCGGGAUAGUAGAAGUGCCGAAACGCUAUCACCUUCCCUGGGAGAGAUCUGAUGAGUAACAGGGGGGAUCGGAUGCUCUGGAACUCUGAGCAAAAUAUUUGACCGACUGAAUUACCUUUUCAAUGUGAAAGCAAUUUUCCUUUUGCGAAAAUGUUUUACGCAAAUUAAACACGGUUGCUGUUUUAGAGAGAAAAAAACAUAUUUUAAACCUAACGUUCCUACAUUGGAUCUAAAAUGUAAAAUAUAUGGAGUUAAAAUUUGUUCAAGAUCA